AUGGCCACUCAAGCUCCCGUCUCUGCAGUCCCAACCUUCAAGCUCGUCCUUGUCGGUGAUGGUGGUACCGGAAAGACCACCUUCGUCAAGCGCCAUUUAACUGGUGAGUUCGAGAAGAAGUACAUUGCCACUCUCGGUGUCGAGGUUCACCCUCUUGGUUUCUUCACCAACUACGGUGAACUCAAGUUCGAUGUGUGGGAUACCGCUGGUCAGGAGAAGUUCGGAGGACUAAGAGAUGGUUAUUACAUCAACGGUAACUGCGGUAUCAUCAUGUUCGACGUUACCUCCAGAAUCACCUACAAGAACGUCCCCAACUGGCACCGUGACCUCGUCCGAGUUUGCGAGAACAUCCCCAUCGUCCUCACUGGUAACAAGGUCGAUGUCAAGGAGCGUAAGGUCAAGGCCAAGACCAUCACUUUCCACCGCAAGAAGAACCUCCAGUACUACGACAUCUCUGCCAAGUCCAACUACAACUUCGAGAAGCCCUUCUUGUGGUUGGCUAGAAAGCUCGUCGGUAACCCCGGCCUUGAGUUCGUUGCUUCCCCAGCAUUGGCCCCACCUGAGGUCUCCGUCGACCACACCCUCUUGGAGGCUUACAACAAGGAGAUGGAGGAGGCUGCCCAGCACCCUCUGCCUGAUGAAGAUGAUGCUGAUUUGUAA
Messenger RNA from Morchella importuna, 660 nucleotides. RefSeq lists its product as uncharacterized. Gene Ontology annotation, cellular component: cytoplasm; nucleus. The transcript has 5 exons. Gene Ontology annotation, biological process: protein import into nucleus; ribosomal subunit export from nucleus. Gene Ontology annotation, molecular function: GTPase activity; GTP binding. NCBI's taxonomy places the organism in Eukaryota, Fungi, Ascomycota, Pezizomycetes, Pezizales, Morchellaceae. The record is from RefSeq and is a predicted model, not a curated record. Bases 1 to 660 code for a protein of 219 amino acids.